AUGUUGGGAGUGUGCGCCAGUGGCCUCCUCAUCUACAGAGACAGACUGAGAAUCAACCGUUUUGCGUGGCCCAAGAUCCUCAAAAUCUCCUACAAGAGGAACAACUUCUACAUCAAAAUCAGACCAGGAGAGUUUGAGCAGUUCGAAAGCACCAUCGGAUUCAAGCUCCCAAAUCACAGAGCAGCUAAGAGACUAUGGAAAGUCUGCGUGGAGCAUCAUACAUUCUUCAGACUGGUGUCUCCUGAAGCUCCUCCAAAGAAGUUCAUGAGUCUGGGCUCAAAGUUCCGCUACAGCGGCAGGACCCAGGCGCAGACGAGACGAGCCAGUUCUCAGAUCAUCAGACCUGCUCCGCUCUUUGAGAGAUCCUCCAGCAAGAGAUACAACAUGUCCCGCAGCCUGGACGGAGCUCCCAUCUCAGAGAAUCACGAAUCUCUGAUGAAAGAUGGCAGUGCUGGAGUUGUAGUUAAGGGCGACAGUAUCAUCACCACAGUAACCUCAGAGAAGGACGAAGAGCGGUCCGAGCAGGAAGACCAGGUCCAGACCAAAGUCCAGACCACCGAGGCCUCGGAGGCAGCGACAGUCCGGCCUGACACAAAGUCGGAGGUGGAUGAGGACUCUGAGAUGCGUACACAGUACAGUUUCAUAAGACGCGUAAAAGGAGAGAACGUUUUUAUCAGACACAGCAAUCUGAUGCUGGAGGACAGCUCCACCCCCGCAGAGGUGGUGAAGCAUCAGACCAACAUCAGCGAACUGAAAAGAUCCUUCCUGGAGACGGGCGCCACCUCCCCGGGCCUGAGCGAGUGGGACCGACGCCUCACUUCCUCCCCCAAACCUGAAGAAGCGCCCAUGAUAGAACCACUGGAGCUGCAGGAUACUCCGGAUGAGCUGACAAAGGAGGAACCCAAAACCAUUGAGUCCACUCUGGGAAUCCUCUCUUCUUCAAAGACGUCACCGGUUGUAGAAGACAAGACCGAAGUAGCAACAGAGGCAAAACCAGAUCAAGCCGAACCCACAAGUCCAACGACUGUUGAAAACGGUACGAGCACCAAAGAGAUGCCUCCUGUGGUCCACACAGAGACAAAAACCAUCACCUACGAGUCUGGGGAGGCGGAGACGAAUGGUGACGCGGAGCCUGGAGUGUUGCUGAGUGCUCAGACCAUCACCUCAGAGAGCACAGGCACCACCACGACCACUCACAUCACCAAGACUGUGAAAGGAGGAGUCUCAGAGACAAGAAUCGAAAAGAGAAUCGUGAUCACGGGAGACACCGACAUUGACCAUGACGAGGCCCUGGCCCAAGCCAUAAAGGAGGCCAAAGAGCAGCACCCAGACAUGACGGGGAGGACUGACCCAGGAGUGACGGCGGCCUCUGCCCUCAGUCCAACUUCUCAACUCGCAAACCUCCAAAUUAAAGCUAAUUGCGCACAGCUGGCUGGAGUCGGACACCAGAACGUCUCUGCAGCGCACACCGACUCACCUCCGCUCUCCCGUACCAGCCUUUUGCAUGAGAAAGGUUCGACUUGA
This is a messenger RNA of Knipowitschia caucasica, 1524 nucleotides long. NCBI's taxonomy places the organism in Eukaryota, Metazoa, Chordata, Actinopteri, Gobiiformes, Gobiidae. The record is from the annotation of a GenBank genome assembly.